CUGUUUGAAAUCAUUAAUCCUGUUUCUAAAGCUUUACAGCAUGAAAAUAAUGACUUACAGAAAGCUAGUAUUUUAUUAAGUAAUCUUUUGAAUAGACUGAGCGAAAUAAGAAAUCAAAAUUCAUUCAAUGGUUUGCUAAAUGAGUCCAGAGAUUUAGCAAAAGGGUGGCGGGUAACAACUGUUUUUAAAAAUAAAAGGCGAAAGAUAACGAAGCGUUUUUUUGAUGAGUUAUCACAGGAUGAAAGAAUUUCAGACCCGGAAUCAUAUUUCAAAAUCAAUGUAUACUAUUGCUGUUUAGAUAUAUUAAUUUCUCAAAUUAAACAAAGAUUUCAGAGCCUUUGUGACCUGAGUAAUAUGUUCGAAGUAUUACAACCGGAGAAACUCCUAUCUUCUUCAAACGAAGUGAUAAAAAAUGCUUCCGGAAAACUGUCGGCUAAAUACAGUGAAGACAUCUCAGUUAAUCUUUAUGAACAAUUAAUUGCUCUGAAAACAUGCUUAAAAUCUGAAAUUCAAAAAAUUCAUUCCAUGAAGGAACUCAUCGAAUUAUUGCUGAUAAAAUUCAAUAGCCUAACAUCCAGUUUUCCAGAGGAACGUGUAUCAGACUUGUCAGUAUUGUCUAUAGAGGCAAAAAUUUUAGAAAAACUGAAAUCGUCUGCAGCGGUAGAUGAUUUAAUAAAUCAAUUUGCCGAAAAAAAGGCAAGAAAAGUGUACAUUUAA
Parnassius mnemosyne (clouded apollo) is the source of this 717-nucleotide messenger RNA. The record is from the annotation of a GenBank genome assembly. Lineage: Eukaryota; Metazoa; Arthropoda; Insecta; Lepidoptera; Papilionidae.